Messenger RNA from Lactuca sativa (garden lettuce), 1657 nucleotides. RefSeq names its product protein trichome birefringence-like 26. NCBI's taxonomy places the organism in Eukaryota, Viridiplantae, Streptophyta, Magnoliopsida, Asterales, Asteraceae. Gene Ontology annotation, cellular component: Golgi apparatus. Gene Ontology annotation, molecular function: O-acetyltransferase activity. The record is from RefSeq and is a predicted model, not a curated record.
CUUUCGUCAAAAACAAGUUCAGGCCACCUUUUACCCAACUUGAAUACAACCCUGAACCCACCCCAAAACCCCAGACCCUUUCCCUCUCUCUCCUUCUGUUUUAGAGAGAGAAAGCUCUGAAUUUGAUGUUUCUGUUGACAUUUGCAUCAUCUCUCCCCCAAAAAUUCAUAAUGAAGAAGAUGAAAGUUGAUAUGAGCAACAGUCAAAUUACAUCCAACCAAUGGCGGAAUCAAGUGUUUGUUAAGAUUGCUAUUUGUUUGAUUCUUAUUGGAUUUGCUUUUCGCUUCUAUUUCUCAAGUUCGAUUCAGAUUUCCGGCUUCAUUGAUGGAGACGACGACGGAAAAUUGCCAUCGCCACAGCUGCUGGUGGUGGCUAAUUUUACACUCUCCGACCAAUCCCCGGUGAAUAACAACAGGACUCACGAAGGUUCAACGGAAUGUGACGUAUUCACCGGAGAAUGGAUCAGGGAUGCAACCGGUCCACGCUACACCAACCACACCUGCAACACCAUCGAACCGCAUCAAAACUGUAUGAAAAACGGCCGUCCAGAUUCCGAUUACCUCUACUGGCGGUGGAGUCCCACCGAUUGCAACCUCCCACCAUUCGACCCCGAAAUCUUUCUAAAUUUCAUGAAAAACAAAUCAAUGGCGUUCAUCGGAGAUUCAAUCUCCCGCAACCACGUUCAAUCAUUACUCUGUAUUCUUUCUCAGAUUGAAGAAGCUGAUGAAGUCUAUCACGAUGAAGAAUACAGAAGCAAAAAAUGGUUCUUCAAGUCGCAUAACUUCACGCUUUCAGUAAUCUGGUCGCCUUUUUUAACAAAAGCGAAUAUAUAUGAAGACAACGAUGGGCAUUCCAUGGGUCCAAUCGAGCUUCAUCUCGAUGAACUCGACCUAAUUUGGGCUAACCAAUUUAACGACUACAACCACAUCAUGAUUGCAGGUGGAAAAUGGUUCUUGAAAACUGCAAUAUAUUACGAAAAUGCCACUAUCAUCGGGUGUCAUAACUGUAAAAACGAAAACAUAUCGGAAAUCGAGUUCGAAUACGCGUAUCGAAAAUCACUCCGUACGGUUUUCGAUUUUUUUACAAAAUCGAAUCGAAAAGUCAAUGUUUUAUUCCGGUCAACUACCCCUGAUCACUUUGAGAACGGUGAAUGGAAUACGGGCGGGUAUUGUAAUCGAACGGGCCCGUUUAAAGAUGGUGAGAUAGAUAUGAGAGAUAUUGAUACUAUAAUGAGAGAUGUUGAGUUGGAAGAAUUUGAGAAUGCUAAACAUGUAAUAAACGGGUCGGGUUUGAGACUGUUUGAUACGACCCGUUUAUCGCUGUUGAGGCCCGAUGGUCACCCGGGCCCGUAUCGCGUGUUUCAUCCUUUUGAUGGGAAAGAAACGGAUUUGAAAGUUCAAAAUGAUUGUUUGCAUUGGUGCUUGCCCGGCCCGAUAGAUUGGUGGAAUGACAUAAUGAUGAAUUUAUUGCUUAAUGGUUGAUCGACGAGUAUGAAAACAAUAUAAUGGUUAAAGUCUUAAGGACACAGAUGUAUAGAUAUGAAUUGUUUGUAUUCUUCAUGUUUUGUUGUAGGAUUAAGGCUGGCACCUAGUAAUUAAUUGUUUUAUUUCCCAAGUAAAUCUCCUACUGUGGGAGUGAGAUAAAUGUUCCCCUUGAA